Molecule: messenger RNA, 3922 nt
Organism: Myxocyprinus asiaticus (Chinese sucker)
Lineage: Eukaryota; Metazoa; Chordata; Actinopteri; Cypriniformes; Catostomidae
Product: mothers against decapentaplegic homolog 2-like
Exons: 10
Coding region: 447-1856 (469 amino acids)
Biological process (GO): BMP signaling pathway; cell differentiation; regulation of transcription by RNA polymerase II
Cellular component (GO): heteromeric SMAD protein complex
Molecular function (GO): I-SMAD binding; DNA-binding transcription factor activity, RNA polymerase II-specific; RNA polymerase II cis-regulatory region sequence-specific DNA binding
Source: RefSeq, a predicted model, not a curated record
GCGUAAGGUUAGGCUGCGCGCGCUAGAGGCCGUCGUCUGCUGCUGUAAUUCGGCUACAGUGGGAAGGAAAAUAUUGUUUAAAAUCGACUUUUAUACACUCACGAAUAACCAGUUUUGGUUGGAUUUUACUCUACGCCUUCUUUACAGAAAAGGCUUCUCGCUAAAAGGGCAGACCGGGACAGUGAGUCGACUAGCGGCCCAUGCAGCCAUAACGAGCCCGAGAUCCACCAUCACAUCACUGGAGGAGGUAACCCCUCGCCCCCCUUUUCCUCUCCUGUUUCCUAAGCUUCUCUAUCCCCCUGCCCCUCACAGUCAGCACAGAGACCCUCUUCCUAAAGGCCUAUUAGGAACGUGGGUCUGUUCCGCCCCAUUCUCCAAGCCUCCAUCUGUCUCUGUAACUCCACCUGCCCUGUAGGGGGCUGACCACUCUUUGGACACCCCAAAACAUGUCCUCCAUCUUGCCUUUCACUCCACCCGUGGUGAAGCGUUUGCUGGGCUGGAAGAAGUCGGCCAGCGGAGCGGGCGGGGGCGGAGAGCAGAAUGGCCAGGAGGAGAAAUGGUGUGAAAAGGCCGUCAAGAGCCUGGUGAAGAAGCUGAAGAAGACGGGCCAGCUGGACGAGCUGGAGAAAGCCAUUACCACACAGAACUGCAACACCAAGUGUGUCACCAUCCCCAGAUCUCUGGAUGGGCGUCUGCAGGUGUCUCACCGUAAAGGUCUGCCUCAUGUCAUCUACUGCCGCCUGUGGCGAUGGCCUGACCUGCACAGCCAUCAUGAGCUGCGCGCCAUUGAGACCUGUGAGUACGCCUUCAACCUCAAGAAGGAUGAAGUGUGUGUCAACCCCUACCACUACCAACGGGUGGAGACACCAGUUCUCCCUCCCGUUCUCGUGCCAAGACACACAGAGAUCUUGACUGAACUGCCUCCUCUGGAUGACUACACUAACUCCAUCCCUGAAAACACCAACUUCCCCACAGGGAUCGAGCCCCCUAACAACUACAUACCAGAAACUCCUCCACCGGGAUACAUCAGUGAGGAUGGGGAAGCCAGUGACCAGCAGAUGAAUCAAAGUAUGGACACAGGUUCUCCUGCGGAACUGUCACCAAGCACCCUCUCACCUGUCAAUCAUGGCAUGGACUUGCAGCCAGUGACUUAUUCAGAGCCUGCGUUUUGGUGCUCCAUAGCUUACUAUGAACUCAACCAGCGAGUCGGAGAAACAUUCCACGCCUCUCAGCCUUCCCUCACUGUGGAUGGCUUUACAGAUCCUUCCAAUUCAGAGCGCUUCUGCCUGGGUCUGCUGUCCAACGUCAACCGCAACGCCACCGUGGAAAUGACCCGGAGACACAUAGGACGAGGGGUUAGGCUGUAUUAUAUUGGAGGGGAGGUGUUUGCUGAAUGUCUUAGCGACAGCGCCAUCUUCGUUCAGAGCCCUAACUGUAAUCAGAGGUAUGGCUGGCACCCAGCGACUGUCUGUAAAAUCCCCCCAGGUAAGAGAUAUACUUUUCAGUGUACACUGUACCUUCCCUCAGAAUUUUCUUCAACAUUGAUUUACGUCAGGCAUUAUAAGGUCGUUGUAAUGUCUUUUCUAGGCUGCAACCUGAAGAUCUUCAAUAACCAGGAGUUUGCAGCACUACUGGCUCAGUCAGUGAACCAGGGCUUUGAAGCUGUAUAUCAGUUGACCAGGAUGUGCACUAUUCGCAUGAGUUUUGUCAAAGGCUGGGGAGCCGAGUACAGACGGCAGACUGUGACGAGCACCCCCUGCUGGAUCGAGCUGCAUCUGAACGGUCCCCUGCAGUGGCUGGAUAAGGUUCUGACCCAAAUGGGCUCACCCUCCGUGCGCUGUUCCAGUAUGUCCUAAUCACCAUGAUGAUGCUCUAUUUCUCUUCUGCCCCAAAAACAACUGAUUCUACAAUCACAUCAACCGACAACUCGAAGAACAACAGACUUACUAUAACCUCCCCCCCCCCCCCUUUCAUAGUGCUUGUGGCCCUUUCUCUAUCUCUGUCUUACCCUGCCCUGCCUCCCCCAAAAACACUGAUGUUCUCACUGUUCAGAUACGAACACGGCACUUGCUGUCACAUCAGCUUCAUGCACCUUUUAAUUCUCUUUUUUUUUUUUUUUAUCAUAAAAAACACCCUCAAUAUUAAAUGUAUUAGUAGUAGAAUUUAAAAUGUACAUUGGUUUUUAUUUUUAUUUUCUAUUGUUUUCAAGAAGGAAGGAAGGUGGUGUGUAUGUUGUGUGGAAGUUCCAGAAGGCAGUACAUAACUUCAUGCAUGUAGCAGUAAGGCUUCCCCCCCCCAUUAAAUAACGAAGUGAGUACUCUGACUUUUAACAAUCUGAAUCCGACUGUUCAAGGAGGUAACUUUUUAUGGCAAAAAGUCGCAUUCUUUUUAUUCACGUCAAACAAUUGUAUAAAUAAUGCAUUAAGACUUAAUCAUGACUCUCAACUUCGAUUUCUGAAAGUAAUGCCAAAAUCUAGCUUUAUUAUAAAAUAAAAUUGCCCCAAACCACUAUAUAAGAAUGUUGCUUUGAUUUGAGGUAUGCUGCUGUAAGACAUGCUUCUUGUAUUCGGAUGCUAACUGAUAGGAAUGUUAACAAAAGGAAACCAAGCAAAAAAGACCCAUGUUCAAUUCCAACCUCCUUUUUUUGAGGUUAAACCGUGACUCCCAAUUAACAUUUUAUUCACUGGGUGAAAUAUUCACUAAUUAGCUGUGUGGUUUUGGAGUUUGGUUUCUUUAGAAAAAUAGUUUCUUUUGAGGAUGAACAAAGACUUUCAGUUAUAAAACGAUCUCAUAUAAUCCAAAUCUUGAAUAAAAAAUGAAAACAAUUUAAAGAAUCCAAGUAUUUAAGCUUUAAGUGUUAAUAAACUAGGAUAUUCUUCACAAUUACAAGAUUGUUUUUCCCCUUUAUUUUUAUUUUAGCUACUUUUUGUAUUUUCAUGUAUUUUUAUAUAUAAAUAUAUUUAAGAUCUUUAAAGCUCUCUUCCUUUUUAUUAGAAUUGAAUAUUUUUUUAGCUCAUACCCUCUUUUUAAAGGAACAUGGCUUCAUAAUGAGAUGCCCGAUCAUACAAAAACGUUAUUUAGCAUGAAGUUUUUAUAAGCGCAAAUAUCUUUUCUUCUUUACCGUUUCCAAUUCAAGCUGUUGUCCCGCUUAACAUUUCACCCUUGAAAAUCCCAAUCGACCUGAAAUACAUCUGAAUUUUUACUUUAGUUGCUUCUCCUCCCAAUUUCACCCACAAAAAACAAUGCGAUUCUUCUGUAUAUUCCACCACCCCUCAAGCGUAUGUUUUUACGAAGGGGAAAUUGAGGCUAGCGUCAAAUACUACGGAAAUGUCGCAGUGUUCUAUUGGUUCGCAAUAGAACACAGGUUGCUUUGACAGGGAGAACUGUGCAACUUUAGUGUGCAUGCUCGUUGUACAACUUUUUACUAAUGACUGUGAUAUAGCUGUCUGUUAUUCUUUACUUGUUGUGGCAGUGACCAGGCGUUUCAAAUAUCCAUUCCCCUCUUCCCACAUCAGUCUCCAUAUUUUCCUUCAUUGACUUUACUACUCUUGCGAUUGUACUUAAAAGUGCAUCUAGUUAAAAGGCUGAUGAAGAUGUUGUGGCCCAUUUUUUUAAAACCCAAAGCAGUGGCCAUAAGACACUGGCAACAUUCUGCUUGCCAUUUUUGACUGGGUGUGGAAAGAAAACCAAAUAGAACUGAAAGUGGACCAGACAUAUAUGCAUAAAUGUGUAUAUAUAAUUUUAUUUUACUUUUUUUUUUUCUGUAAUUUUUUUCUUUCUUUUUUUGCAAAGCAUUUAACAGUUGGUGAGCUUGUUUUACCAUUAGAGAGAUGCAUUGGUAGGACGUGAACUUCAGGCGAUAAGCUUUUCAGGCGUGUUGCAUAUGCAGACUUCAUAAAUACACUAAUAAAAUGUUUUAAUU